GCCCGCCCCUUACGUGACGUGCGUGCGUGGCGCGGAUCGCUUUCUUCAGCGCGUGGCGCCCCCCGGAGGCGGCGGCCCCUCAAUGCGACGGCUUGACUGCAACACCAGCCAUGGAGCCGCAGGAAGAGGCGCGCACGCUCGGGGCGUCCGUGCCUCGGCCUGCUGGGGCCUCGGGGUCGCCGACGCGGGGCGAAGAGGAGCGGCCGGAGGGCAGCGCAGCGCCGGUGGCGGCUCCCGCGGGCGAAGAGGGCGACGGCGCGGGAGCCGACGGGCUGUGGGGACUGCCGGUGGAGCGCGCCGAGCGCAGGCCCGAGUGCAGCCGCUGCAGCCGGCCCCAGAAAGUAUGCUUGUGUCCGUAUCUACCAGUGUACCCACUCCAGAUCUCCACCCAUCUGUACAUAAUUCAGCAUCCAGCAGAGGAAAGUAAAGUGCUGCGCACGGUCCCUCUGCUAGCAGCAUGCCUGCCCCCUGACAAGUGCACAGUAAAGAUUGGCCGCCGCUUCAGUGAAGAGCGAGAUAUUGAACUUUCAACUGUUUGCCGGGACUCUGGUACAUUAAUAUUAUAUCCAGGGGCUGAAGCUACUAAUUUGGAAGAAUUUAUAUUAGAUUCUCCUGUUUAUCCUUCCACAAUCAUCAUCAUUGAUGGUACAUGGAGCCAGGCUAAAGACAUUUUCUAUAAGAAUUCCUUGUUCCGACUUCCCAAACAGGUGCAGUUAAAAACUAGCAUUUGUAGUCAGUAUGUAAUUCGGAUGCAACCAACUAGCAGGUGCCUUUCUACCUUAGAAUGUGCUGCUGGUGCUCUUUCCAUCUUAGAGAAAAAUAAGUACAUACAAGAGAUUUUGCUUCGCCCUCUUCAAGCGCUAUGUUCUUUCCAACUUCAGCAUGGUGCUCAGAUUCGCCUCAGCAAGGAAUACCUUCUGAAAAACGGAUUAUACCCCAAGCCAAUGCCAAAGAACAAACGCAAGCUCAGGAAGAUGGAACUGUUAAUGAACAGUGUUAAAAUUUAGCACCACUGGCUCCAUGGUGCUCAUUCACCUGUCUUUAGCUGACAAGACUAUGUAAACUUUCCCCCGCUUUGGGCUUGAAGGCUUUGACUCUGAAGACUCAGUGCUGGCCGGCAAUUGUGCGGAAAGAGAUGGGCUACUAAACAGCAUCCUACAGCACACUUCCACCCACUCUGGGAAAAGCAGACUUUCACAGUGUAUUUGUCAUUUGUUUCAUUUUGGUUUUUGUUUUCUUUUGAGACAAGGUUUCUCUGUAUAGCCUGUAGACCAGGCUGGGCUCGAACUCAGAGAUCCACCUUCCUCUGCCUCCUGAGUUCUGGGCUUAAAGGUGUGAGCUACCAUUGUCCAGAUACUAUAGUUGUUUUGAAAUAUGUGCUUCUACUACAUUUUUUCUUAGAUCUAUUCAAAAUACAGUUAGUUGUUGGUCUAGAGUAAAGAGUUGUCUAUAUAAUGAAAACUGUGCCUGGGAACAGUGUUGUUUCCAUCAGUGUUGCCGAUACCUAGGUAUUUAUAGAUCAAUGAUGGAUAUACCCUGCAUUGGUUUCAGCCUUACUGUGAAAUAAAUGGCAAAAAAGGGUUACUUGUUUUAUUAAAUAGUAUAAAGGAACAGGGAAACUUUUCUGUUUAGGGUUGAACUUGGACUCAGUGAAUGUAAUUUACACCUUCUGUAAUUAUCUGGAUUCCUGUGGAGUGCAUUUAAUUUUGAAAUAGCUUGCAUUCUCAUUGGAGUUGCAUUGCCUAAGUUUUAGUUUUUCAGUGUUCAUUUAACAAGUUUACUGGUUGUAGUUAAGAGUUUUUUUUUUUUUGAUGAAGUGUUCAUAUAGAAAUGAGUGAAGUAGAGUAUAAUACAGUUAUCAUUUUGAGAACAUACUUCUGUAGUAGCUCUAUGUAAAUUUUUUUAAGAGCAAAAACUUUCAAUAUGAAAGAUCAAGUUUCCUCACCCUAUUAAGAGAAUAUUUGUUGAGAUUUUGUAUAGAAUAAGAAAUUUAUACACUAUAUAUCCAAUUUACAGUUAAGUCGACACUUCGGCAAUAUCAGGGUGUUGCCAUUUUGACCUUUGUUCACGAUUACUACAAUUCCCUGAAUCCAGGGUUGUAUGGGAGGAAAAAUCAAGCAUGCAGUUAAGUGAUGAUUUUGAUAAAUACAUGUGUGUGACACACACUGGUUUCUGAUGUUUUUCAUGCUCUUUUGUUUAUUAUUGGUCCAGAUGACAUUCAUUAAUAGCUUGGCUGGUCCCAAUUAGAAUGCUAACAAAUAUGUGACAAAUUAUGUAAAAAUAUUUAAAAUAUUAAAAUUUAGAUUUGUGACUUCGAUUGCUGACUUAUAUUUGCAUUUAAAAAUAAGUUGGCCUUUUAUAACCUGAAUCAAUUGUCUAUUUGUGUAAUAAUGGAAAAAUAGUAUAAUGCAUAAUAGUUUCUUAAUGAAUGAGUUAAAAUCAUCUUUCAGUAAUUUUUUUAUGUUGGAAUUAAAUUUCACAAAGUU
Molecule: messenger RNA, 2486 nt
Organism: Alexandromys fortis (reed vole)
Lineage: Eukaryota; Metazoa; Chordata; Mammalia; Rodentia; Cricetidae
Gene: Dtwd2
Product: DTW domain containing 2
Exons: 6
Coding region: 111-1007 (298 amino acids)
Source: RefSeq, a predicted model, not a curated record